This is a messenger RNA of Aspergillus calidoustus, 528 nucleotides long. NCBI's taxonomy places the organism in Eukaryota, Fungi, Ascomycota, Eurotiomycetes, Eurotiales, Aspergillaceae. The record is from the annotation of a GenBank genome assembly.
AUGAACCCAGUGGCACAACUUGCAGCGCACUGUUCGCGAUCCUGUACGAGCGUGUCUGUCACCCCGAGGCUAUCAAGGAACUGCGCGGAAUUGGCACCAUAUGCGAAAAGAGCCAGUGGCGAAUUCACUAACUCGACAAUUGCUCACCUGGACCAUCUAAAUGGAGUUAUCCACGAAGCUCUCCGCCUCUAUCCCGCUGUUCCGAGCUACCUGCAGCGCAAGACUCCCCCGGAAGGCAUAGUCAUUGGUGGAGUCCAUGUCUCUGGAAACGUCAGCAUAAUAAGCCCUUUGUAUACCAUUGGGCGAUCGGAAUUGGCAUACGCCAGGCCCGACAAGUUUAUCCCUGAAAGGUAUUAUAGCUCCCCUUCGCUAGUCAGAGAAAAGGCAACGUUUAUGUCGUUCAGUGCUGGUGAAUUCAACUGCGUUGGAUGGCCGCUGGCAUCAAUGAAUCUCCGAACCACUGUUGCCCGACUCGUCAUGGAAUUUGAUAUGGAGUUCUCUCCAGGAGAGGAUGGUUGCCGGUUCUAA